AUAGGACACGCCAAGCUCUCCCUAGAGAUUCUGUCAUUGAAGAUUUACGUUUACAAAAUAGAUACCUCCAAGAAAAACUUCAUGUUUUAGAAAAACAGUUUUCAAAGGAGGCAUAUUCUAGAACUUCAGUAAGUAUACACCUAUUUGUUUUUCUGUUUUUAAAGAUUAAAAGUGAUAUCAACUUCUACCUUUAUCUGAGCCAGAAUAUUAGAUCCCUCUUAUAAUAUUAAUGCAAUAAAUCCAACUUUUAUUUUUACCAGGUAGUGAUGUAUGUGAACUUCUUUAAUCCUCCUUACAUAAGUAAACUUAAGAUUCUUAGGCUUUGUAUGAAACUUUAUUACAAAUGUGGUUUUAAAUGAAGUUAUCAUUUUGAGUUUUGCUGUGGCAAGAACAUACAAUUGGGUAAAUUAGAAAAAUAUGUCUAUUUAGCAUUGUUUCCACUCAGACGUUACAUAUUUCUAGUUUUCUUUAUAAAAAGUAACUAAUACAGAAUUGUUUGUUGUGUCUUACUUUAAAACAAUUGGUGUGUAUGUUUUUGUUAUUUCUUUCUUCUUCUUUUCAUGUUUCUUCUCUUCUGCUUCAAGCAGAAUCUGUUAUGUGACACAACUACGCUUUCUACCUUUGCUACCAGUGUUAAUAAAUACAGGCACAAUACUUUUUACAAAAAGAACACUUUACACAGGAACAAAAAAAAACCCGUAACAGUUUUCAGAAUUAAAAGUGGGAAGGGAAUAGAUGCCAGUGACGACAUACAUGAUCAGGUACCUAAAGAUAUUCUACGGGAUCCCAGUAAUGAAGAAAAACACGCAGCAGAAGAUACUGUAGAGCCUACGGAAUUAAAUAAAUCCGAGACAAGACCAAAUCAUAAGUCAAGUCCAUUUAAGUCAACUAAUGGUACCUUGGCAGAUGUUAAGUCCAAUUUUGAAAAUGAAGCAGAUCCCAAAAUGGAGAAAAUAAAUCAAGACAGUUGUGAAAAUAAUAAACAGGAACAUGAAAACAAGGAAGAGAAUGAGCUAGGCAAGAAUGAUGAAGGAGAGGGACAAGUAGCUGAAGCUGUGGGUCACAGCAACCACUGGGAUCCAGAGGAAUCCGCCAGAGAGGACCCUGAUUAUGCCACAGUUGCGGCCACACUGAGUCAGUGUGCUGAGGAGGGCGCACAGGCAAACUCUGACUCCGACGGACCAGUCCGGCCAAGAGACGAAGUGUCCCAGGUUUGAGUCCAUGGCGGUCCUGUGUGUGUGUGUUAUCGGAAUCUUCCUGUAGCAAGUGGUAUACACAUGUGGGACAAAUGGAAAUACGUUGUAUAGGAUUCGUAAAGAAUAUUAACUAUAUUGUUAAUGAUACAUAUAUAUUAUAUGUAAUAUAUAAAGAAAUGUGUCUUAAGCUCUAAUAUUUGAUGGGUUCCUUCAAAAAUUAAUGGUUAUGCAUUUCCUAAUUCAUUUUAGUACUCACUGUUUUACCACUAGUACUCACUUAAAAAGAAUUAGAUUACAUUAUGGGGUGACAAAAAUCUGGCCCUAUAGAGGUGUUCAUGUUGCCUUAGAAAUUUCUAAUUCAGGUUGCUCUGAAGUCUCAUCACAGACUUUUACUACAGUGAAUACGAUCAGUAAAAGUAUGUUACGAUACUGUAUGACAUUCUUUGGUCAUCUUUUUGCCACAUAGUUUAUGACAUAUACUUU
Molecule: messenger RNA, 1679 nt
Organism: Enhydra lutris kenyoni (northern sea otter)
Lineage: Eukaryota; Metazoa; Chordata; Mammalia; Carnivora; Mustelidae
Exons: 1
Coding region: 561-1217 (218 amino acids)
Source: RefSeq, a predicted model, not a curated record